Messenger RNA from Gadus chalcogrammus (walleye pollock), 1612 nucleotides. Its product is annotated as histone H1-like. The record is from RefSeq and is a predicted model, not a curated record. Bases 326 to 949 code for a protein of 207 amino acids. Gene Ontology annotation, molecular function: structural constituent of chromatin; DNA binding. Gene Ontology annotation, biological process: nucleosome assembly. Gene Ontology annotation, cellular component: nucleosome. The transcript is spliced from 2 exons. NCBI's taxonomy places the organism in Eukaryota, Metazoa, Chordata, Actinopteri, Gadiformes, Gadidae.
UACAUGUGUCUUCUGGCCAUGGCUGCUUAACUACGAACCUCGACUACCGCGUGUGUUUAACAGCCGCUAAAUACGUUAAUUUUAACCUAAACUACGGACACACAGGACACAUUGGUAGAUGCCAACUGUUGGCCCGAAGUCUCAGUCAUAUCAUAAAGCUUUGUCCGCAUUAAAUAAGCCCUUUUCUAUUAUUUUAAACAAAUAUCAAAGUAAAAGCCAUUAAUUUCAAAACCGUCUCGUGUCGCAAUAAAGGUUUUUUUAGUAACAUUAUCUUCAGCCACGGAGGAUCGAACUUGUCAAAUCUUUUACAGAACCUCCCGAGAACAUGUCUGAAGUAGCGCCUGCACCCGCUGUUGCCGCCUCCCCGGCGAAAGCCACCAAGAAGAAGCCCGCUGCCCGGCCGAAGAGGGUCGGCCCCAGUGUGAGCGACCUGAUCGUGAAAGCCGUGGCUGCGUCCAAAGAGCGAAGCGGAGUCUCUCUGCCGGCCCUGAAGAAGACCCUUGCUGCUGACGGCUACGACGUGGAGAAGAACAACUCCCGCGUCAAGGCUGCAGUCAGAAGCUUGGUGACCAAGGGAACCCUGCUCCAGGCCAAGGGCACCGGAGCGUCCGGAUCCUUCAAGAUCAACAAGGAGGCAAACAAACCCGCCGCUGCCAAGAAGGCCGCCGCCCCUAAAGCCAAGAAGCCCGCAGCCAAGAAACCCGCCGCGGCUAAGAAGGCCGUCACCCCGAAGAAAGUCAAGAAGACUCCAACCAAGAAGGUAUCUGUUAAAAAAGCGACCCCGAAGAAGGCUAAGAAGCCCACCGCAGCCAAGAAGGUUGUGGCCAAGGUUACAAAGAAAACCGUCAAAAGCCCCAAAAAAGCUCCCAAGCCCGUUGCCAAGAAGUCUCCGGCAAAGAAGGCAGCAAAGCCCAAAGCAGCCAAGAAGGCCGCCCCCAAGAAGAAGUAAACUAUGUCCAGUUGAAUUCCCCCAAAGGCUCUUUUCAGAGCCACCCACACAACUUUAAGAGCAUAUAUUCCGAAUGCACUUCUCUCUCUGUAAUAAUAAUGUUUCAUUUGUAGAGCACUUAACAAUCAGAAAUCUCAAAGUGCUAGAGUUUAAGAGUGAUGAUAAAAGGGGUUGUUAAAACAUAUUGCAUACAGAGGGGAAAUUAGCAAAAGAUAGUUUUUUAUUAUUUUAACAGCUGUAGUGUUGCCUUCAGUUGGUCAGGAUGGGCGUUCCAUAGUCUUCGGGCAGCAGUGGAGAAAGCCCGAUUGCCCAUGGUGCGGACCUUGGUCUUGGGUGGUCUGAGGGUGUGUGCUGAUGCAGAGCGAAGGCUGCUUGAGGUGGUCUUCUAUAAAGUAUGUGUGUAGGACUUCUAUAAAGCCACCCAUAUUGUAUCCCAUAAAUCGCCGACUGCUGUGCUAUUGCAAAUAGGCAACAAUCUAUAAUCCAUUUGUUUUUCUUACGCAAUAUAAGGAAUAAGGUGGACUAAAGCCUCAAAGCACAUCACCUACCAAACCAAAAUGAGCCGCCCUUCGUCACGUAGCCUAUUAUAAAAUAUUCCAUGCCGUCCUUGUUCCGUAAUGCGCACCGAACGCGUGGAAUAUAAACAGAUGUAGAGUUUACAGC